UAUUUGCCAUCAGGUGUAGUAAUCAGUAAUAAAAACAAAUAUGGGCAGUAGUAGUGUGGAAGGUGGAGGACUGCAAAGCAACGUCAAGGUUGUGGAGAGGGCAAUACUAAUGGGCACGACACGGCGGCCUUGCGAGGUCGUAGUGCGCCUUCUUGGGCUCUUUCUUACUCUUGUUGCCACCAUCAUUGUUGGUGUUGAUAAAGAGACUAAGAUCAUUUCCUAUGCUGGUAUCGACUUCAAGGCCACUGCUAAGUGGGAAUACCUGUCUGCUACCGUAUUUUUGUUGGUGUCAAACGCCAUAGCAUGCUCGUAUGCAGCUGCAUCUUUGGUGAUGUUGGAGAUGGCAAAAAGAAGAAGAAACGAUAAUAAUGAUGUGUUAUCUACUUCAGUAGUAGAGUUUGGUGUAACGGUGAUGGACCUUGUAAUGAUGGGACUGUUAUUCUCAGCAAACGGUGCUGCUGCUGCUGUGGGAGUAAUCGCACAGAACGGAAACUCCCACAUUCAAUGGAUGAAAGUUUGCAAUGUCUUUGAUGCAUAUUGUCGCCACAUGACCGCUGCAUUUCUCCUCUCUUUCUUUGCAUCCGUUUCCUUCCUCUUCAUGGUUCUUUUCUCUCUGGUCAAACUCCAUUAUUACAAGUUUUCUACUUAAUUGUAUUAACAUUACAUCAUCAUCACAUCUUGUUAUAGUAUAUCAUAUCAUAUGCUCAUCAAUAGUGUUCAUGAAUAUAUACUAGCGGUUAAUUAAUCUUAUAUAUGUGAUAUGUUUGAUUGAU
Molecule: messenger RNA, 773 nt
Organism: Arachis duranensis
Lineage: Eukaryota; Viridiplantae; Streptophyta; Magnoliopsida; Fabales; Fabaceae
Product: CASP-like protein 1E1
Exons: 2
Coding region: 41-649 (202 amino acids)
Source: RefSeq, a predicted model, not a curated record